This is a messenger RNA of Pterocles gutturalis (yellow-throated sandgrouse), 957 nucleotides long. RefSeq names its product prostaglandin E synthase 2 (gene PTGES2). The record is from RefSeq and is a predicted model, not a curated record. The annotation marks the transcript as partial. Gene Ontology annotation, cellular component: mitochondrion. The transcript is spliced from 6 exons. Lineage: Eukaryota; Metazoa; Chordata; Aves; Pterocliformes; Pteroclidae. Gene Ontology annotation, molecular function: prostaglandin-E synthase activity.
CUCUUCCUUCCCCAGCUGCCUGCAGGGAACCUGCAGCUCACUCUAUACCAGUAUAAAACGUGUCCUUUCUGCAGUAAAGUCCGGGCUUUUCUUGAUUAUCAUGGACUGCCCUAUGAAAUUGUGGAAGUGAACCCGAUAAUGAGGAAAGAGAUCAAAUUCUCUUCCUACAGAAAGGUUCCUAUCCUGCUAGCCAAUGCUGGAAGCCCUGUGCAAUUAAAUGACUCUUCAGUGAUCAUCAGUGCAAUAAAGACCUAUCUCAUUUCCAAGAGGAAUAGCUUAGAAGAGAUCGUGUCCUUUUAUCCUCCUAUGAAAACUGUAACUGAUCAAGGCAAGGAGGUAUUUGAGUAUGGGAAUAAAUAUUGGCUCAUGCUGGAUGAGAAGGAGACAAAGCGAGUCUAUCCUGUCAACGAAGUGAGAGUGGAAGAAAUGAAGUGGAGAAAAUGGGCAGAUGACUGGCUUGUUCACCUCAUCUCCCCCAAUGUUUACCGUACCCCCAGAGAAGCCUUGGCAUCUUUUGAUUACAUUGUCCGUGAGGGGAAGUUUGGUACCGUGGAAGGCUUCUUUGCCAAGUACAUGGGGGCUGUUGCCAUGUUCUUCGUUAGCAAAAGGUUGAAGAAAAGACAUCACCUUCAAGAUGAUGUCCGAGAAGACUUGUAUGAAGCUGUUAAUGAGUGGGUAAAAGCUGUUGGCAAACAUCGACUGUUCAUGGGUGGAAACCAGCCGAACCUUGCUGACUUGGCAGUGUAUGGCGUCCUCCGAGUCAUGGAAGGGCUGGAAGCCUUUGACGACAUGAUGGUUCACACCAAGAUUGAGCCGUGGUACCGGCGCAUGGAAGGAGUCAUUCAAAGAGCUGAAGCAGCAAUCUGAUGCCAGCUGCAGCUGCCUUCCUGAAGUACUUGCAUGGUAAAAAACUUCAGAAGGAAUGGCAUUUAUUUUUUUAAUGUUGAAUGGGGACUG